Molecule: messenger RNA, 5791 nt
Organism: Xyrauchen texanus (razorback sucker)
Lineage: Eukaryota; Metazoa; Chordata; Actinopteri; Cypriniformes; Catostomidae
Product: ubiquitin carboxyl-terminal hydrolase 16-like
Biological process (GO): protein deubiquitination
Cellular component (GO): cytosol; nucleus
Molecular function (GO): zinc ion binding; cysteine-type deubiquitinase activity; cysteine-type endopeptidase activity
Source: RefSeq, a predicted model, not a curated record
UUGAUUACACGUUGAUAUUUUUAAUUUUCGUUACAGGUUAUUUACCCACGGAUCCUUAGCUGGAUGGAUGUAGUGAAGUGUACACAAUUUUAAAUGAUUUUGCAAGUUGAUAAUUAAUUUUUAAUGGCAAAAAAAUAAUAUAUAUAUAAUCAGAACGCUGAAUCAGUUGACAGUGAAUUGCAAACUUAUUAACGACUUGAUUUUACCACAUUCAGUAUGUCUAUAUCGUUUACUUUUGAUAAUAGAUGUAUAAUGAGGUAUCUUUAUGAUUGUCUUUGCCUUUAAUAUGCACGUCAUACUUUAGAAACACAAUCAGGUGCUCGUCAUAACAGACCAAGAUGGGGAAAAACAAGGGGAGAGAUAGAAGUCCCAGAAGAGACAGUAACACUGACAUACCAGAGAUUUCCUGCACUCACAUCCGUAAAGGCACAGACCAAAGCUUACUGAAGAAAGCUGUUUUGAAUGAACACUGGAGCUUGUGUCAAGACUGUGAGCCAGAGACAGAUGAGAUCUCAGAAGAUGAACUUCAUAAAGAAAGUCCUGCUGUGUGGAUGUGCCUGAAAUGUGGCCACAGAGGUUGUGGGAGAUCUUCGGAGAAUCAACAUGCGAUCAAACACUAUGAGACACCUCAAUCUGACCCCCACUGUUUAGUGCUCAAUCUGGAUGUCUGGUGUGUCUGGUGUUAUAUCUGUGAUGAAGAAGUUCAGUAUUCCAGCACAGGGCAGCUGGCACAGCUGGUGAAAAGCAUUAGAAAACAAGUGCUGCCAGAUUCCAGCAAGAAAACCUCAGACAAGUUGAGUAAAACGGAAGAGAGUGUAGAGGAGAAUCCUGCUGGGCAGAUGCUGGAUGAAGAGAAAGGGAACAAAGAGAGCCAGAAGACCAACUCAAAACAUUGCUUUCCCAAAAAGUUGAAAACAGCCACCACAGAAAAUUCUGGUUCUGUGUGUGUCAGGGGUCUCAAUAAUCUCGGCAACACGUGUUUCUUCAAUGCUGUUGUGCAGAAUUUAUCACAGACGCAGUUUUUGAGACAUUUGUUGAACCAGAUUACAGAUGAAAAGAGCUGCUGUCUCACCAUCACACCUGCACUGUCCUCUGAGCUGGAGCCUCUACAGCUCCAGCUGGAAAGGCCCGGGUCACUCACGCUGGCUAUGUGUCAAUUGCUGAAUGAAAUCCAGGAGACCAAAAGAGGUGUCGUGACCCCUAAAGAACUCCUCACACAAGUAUGUAAAAAAGCGGCACGGUUUAAAGGCUUUCAGCAGCAGGACAGUCAAGAGUUGCUGCGAUACCUUCUAGACGGCAUGAGGGCAGAGGAAGUGAAAAGAGUAAAUUCAGGAAUUUUGGAGGCUUUUAAAAACGGUGGCAAAUGCUUGGAAGCUGAGCAGGCGAAGAAGGUUAUAAAAGAGUAUGAGAAAAAUGGUGCGCCCAAGAACUUUGUGGACCAGGUGUUUGGUGGAGAGAUGACCAGCACCUUGAUGUGUAAAGAGUGCAGAACUGUGUCUUUGGUGACUGAGAUAUUUUUGGAUCUUUCACUUCCUGUAGCUGAUGAGGCCUACAGGAAGAAGAAUCAGAAGAAAGUCAUCCAGCAUCGCAGCAAUGUAAGAGAGGAUGGUGAUCAGGACGCCACGACUUCUCUGGCUAAUGGGAACAAAGACAUGCCUACUGGAAAAGGAAGCAAGUACCAGCAGAAGAAAUCCAAAAAACAGGCCAAGAAACAAGCCAAGAAUCAGAGGCGGCAACAGAAAUUGGGCAGCAAGGUCACUCUGGAUGCUCUGACAAAUCAGAACGCAACCAGUAACCCAGAUUCAGCAGACACACCUGUUCAGAGUGUAUCAACCAAUGGGAGCGGUGAUGCAGAAAUGGACGAAAAAACCCAAGAAGAUUUGAGCCAAUCACCCAUUUUGAACACCUCAGAACAGGAACAUGAGAAACCGCUCACACAAAAAGAAGAUGAAAAUGAUGAGGAACCUGAAGAAGAACCUGCUACUUCAAUCAACAACUGCUUUACUGCGUUAUCGGAAGACCAGAUCUCUGAAGAUAUGUCUGUGGAAGGAGAAAAGGGGGAGGAAUUGAAUGAAGAUGAAGAAGAGGGUGGUGCUGCAUGUGAUGGGAUAGUAGAAGAACUGGAUACCUUGUCACUAAACGCAACUUCAGAAGGACCUCAAAGGGCGAUUGAGAAUGGGGAUGAUGCCUUGGAAAAUGCUAAGGAAUACACAGUGGUCAAUCAAGAUCCUGAGCUUGCGUUUCACACGCUGGCCACCAGAGCGUCGCCAGAGAAGCUUGAGUGUUCGGUGGAGUCCUGUCUGUACCAGUUCACUGAGGUGGAACAUCUCGCCGAGAACAACAGACUGAUGUGUGUAACCUGUACCAAACGACAGACUGGACCUAAAGCCUCAAACGGUUGUAAGAAAGCAGUUUACAGAGAUGCACUGAAGCAGAUGCUGAUCUCCUCUCCUCCACCAGUGCUUACACUUCACCUGAAUAGAUUCCAACAGGUUGCAUACAGUAUUUCUAAGGUGAACCGACACGUUCAGUUCCCUCAAAUCCUGGAUCUUGCGCCAUUCUGCUCUUUAAACUGCAAGGGAGUGAAAGAAGACGAGACACGAGUUCUGUAUAGCCUUUAUGGUAUAGUGGAACACAGUGGCACAAUGCGUUCUGGACACUAUACGGCAUAUGUUAAAUCACGACCUUCCACAUGGAACUCUGUAGAAAACAGAUCCACUACUGUUUCAGGUAAUGGUGAGGUCAGUAAAGGAUCCUGGUUUCACAUAAGCGACAGCAGCGUCCACCCAGUUACAGAAGCCAAAGUGCAGAGUUCUCAAGCCUACCUCCUGUUCUACGAAAGGAUCUCAUAACACACGUUAAGAAAUCAUCUUCAAAACAAAGGGCUGCUGAUGCUGAAAUCCAACUCUGCUGCUGGGAAAUCGUGUUGGAGGAAUAGUUCAACCACGAAUGGAAAAAAAAAAGUUUUUUUGUAUGAGCAUCUUCUGUUAUCAUUGUAUUAUCAGCUGCUGUUCCUAUAAAACACAUUGAUGAUGUCACUUAUUUUUAAUUAAUAUGCCAAUUGGUGAUUUUGAAAUUAAUGAAACUGUUUCCAUACCUCUAGAAAUGAUAGAAUGGUUUGACAAGGGUUUGGUUUGUUUUUGGUUUUCAUACAGCAUUCCUCGUACAGAGAAUAUCAGAAUAUUUCCAGACUUGACAAGAACCAUGUUGCCAAGACUUUGGGUGAAUCUCAUAAAGACCUUUCUAGUCAUAUUUUACCCUAAAAUAAUCCUAAUAAAAAUGUCUGCAUAUAUAUAUAGAUUGGCAGCCAAAAAUUGUGAAUAAUGUAAAGAUUUUGCUCUUAUGGAAAAACAUGGGCAGUUCUAUUCAGAAGUGUCCUGCAACUGAUCACAUAUAUGUGAUCCAUAUAUAGUCAGGACAUUAAUAAUGUGAAAAAUUACAAUUUGAAAAUAAAUGUCAGAAUAUCUUAAACCAAUAAGUUCUCAUCAAAAAAUCCUCCACAUGCAGUUAUGACAGCUUUGCAGAUUUUUGUCAUUCUAGCUGUCAAUUUGUCCAGAUACUCGGGUGACAUUUCACCCCGCACUUGCCAUGGAUGUGGCCGUAUUGUCGGGCACUUCUCACGCACCUUACAAUCUAGCUGAUUCCACAAAAGCUCAAUGGGGUUUAAAUCCAUAACACUCUUUUCCAAUGAUCUGUUGUCCAAUAUCUGUUUCUUUGCCCACUCUAACCAUUUCUAUUUGUUUUUUUUUUGUUUCAAAAGUGGCUUUUUCUUUGCAAUUCUUCCCAUAAGGUCUGCCCCCCUGAGUAUUCUCUACUGAUUUACAUUAAACUGGUGUUGAGCGGGUAGAAUUCAAUGAAGCUGUCAGCUGGAGGACAUGUGAGGCGUCUAUUUCUCAAACUAGAGACUCUGAUGUACUUAUCCUGUUUAGUUGUACAUCUGGUCUUCCACAUCUCAUUCUGUCCUUGUUAGAGCCAGUUGUCCUUUGUCUUUGAAGACUGUAGAGUACACCUUUAUAUGAAAUCUUUUUGGGGGAAUUUCAAGCUUUGUAUAACCUUCGUUCCUCAAAACAAUGAUUGACGAGUUUCUAGAGAAAGCUGUUUCUUUUUUUGCCAUUUUUGACCUUAUAUUGACCUUAAGCCAUGCCAGUAUAUUGCAUACUGUGGCAACCCAAAAACAAACACAAAGACAAUGUUAAGCUUUAUUUAACCAGAUAGGUUUCAAAUGUGUUUGAUAUAAUGGCAAGUGAUUGUACCAAAUUAGCAAUUUAGCAUGAUUACUCAAGGAUAAGGUGUUGGAGUGAUGGCUGCUGGAAAUGGGGCCUGUCUAGAUUUGAUUUUUUUUUUUGAAAUAGUGAUGGUGCUGUUUUCUUUACAUCAGUAAUGUCCUGAUUGUACUUUGUGAUCAGUUGAAUGCCACUUUAGUGAAUUAAGGUACCAAUUUCAUUCUGAAACAGCAAAAUCUGUACAUUAUUCCAAACCUUUGGCAGCCAGUGUGUGUAUGUAUGUAUGUAUGUGUAUAUAUAUAUAUAUAUAUAUAUAUAUAUAUAUAUAUAUAUAUAUAUAUAUAUAUAAAGCUCUGGAAGAAAUUAAGAGACCACUGCAAAUCUUUCAGUUUCUCUGGAUUUACUAUUUAUUAGUGUGUGUUUGAGGAAAAUUUACAUUUUUGUUUUAUUCUAUGAACUAUUGAAAACAUUUCUCCCAAAUUCCAAAUAAAAAUAUUGUCAUUUAGAGCAUUUCAUUUCAGAAAAUGACAACUGGUCAAAAUAACAAAAAGAUGCAGUGUUUUCAGUCCUCGGAUAAUGCAAAAAAACAAGUUCAUAUUCAUUUAUAAACAUCACAAUACUAAUGUUUUAACUUACGAAGAGUUUCACAUUACUGUUGGAUGACUUUAUGCAACUCCUGGUGCAAAAAUUCAAGCAUCUCGGCAUUGUUUGAGGGCUUGUGGCCAUCCAUCUUCCUCUUGAUCACAUUGCAGAGGUUUUCAAUGGGGUUCAUAUUUGGAGAUUGGGCUGGACAUGACAGGGUCUUGAUCUGGUGCUCCUCCAUCCACACCUUGAUUGACCUGACUGUGUGGCAUGGAGCAUUGUCCUGUUGGAAAACCCAAUCCUCAGAGUUGGAGAACAUUGUCAGAGCAGAAGGAAGCAAGUUUUCUUCCAGGAUUACCUUGUACAUGGCUUGAUUCAUGCAUCCUUCACAAAGACAUAUCUGUUGAUUCCAGCCUUGCUGAAGCACCUCCAGAUCAUCACCGAUAUCAGGCUGAUUCAUCUUUGUUAAGAACGCAUGAAAUUAUUAUUAUAUUUAAAUUACAAUUGAGCAGAUCAAAAUCUUAUUCUCAUUACUCUAAGUAAACAAAUAUUUUCAAUACAGUAAUGACAGUCAUCAUGUCUGGACACAAUGUAUUUGGACAAAUCAGUGUAAACUAAAAUCAGUACACAAAUACUACAAUGUUACCAAUACUACCAAUUGUACUAUACAAAUGUAUUUCUAAAAUCUUGAUCUAUUUACAACUUAAUGUUACAAUACAAAAAAAAAAUCAACAAAAGUCUUCAUUUUCUUUAUGCAAAAUAUAAUUUCUUAUAUGUAUAAUUUGUUCAAAUAUGACCAGGUCAUGUCUUUACAGUUUUUAUGAGAUUCAUCCUUUUCAAGCAAUCACAAAUUGUUUUCCAUAUAUACUGUAUAGAUUUUUUUUAUAUAUAAGCAUUAUUAUAUUUAAAUAAAUACCUUCCUUUCCUCAACAACAUUGCAACAUCUUCGUCUGGCAUGAAUUUGACUUGUUGAAGUUAAAUUUGUU